GCAUGUUGGGCAUGCGACGCGAACAAACCUUAGAUUUCCUGGUGUUUGCUCUGUUAUUAUUUGUAUUGUGUUUUGUUGUGUUGACUAAAUAAUUCUUGUCAAUUUCUAAGUGCAAAGAAACAUGAAACUCCUCACGCACAACAUGUUAACAUCUAGGGCGAUGAAAGGUGUCACAGUCGGUUAUCCUCUGAGAAUUGUCGCCAGAGACAUCAGGGUAUCCGAAGUAGAUUUCAAUCCGGAAUACAUCGCUAGGAUAAUCCCCAAACUUGACUGGACAGUACUGUGGAAAGCUGCAGAGAGCAUAGGACAUGUCGGUGAAUUACCUCAGAUUUUAAUAGAAGAUUUUGAGUCAAACGAGGAUUUUUUGAAAAAAGUUCACCACGUUUUAUUGGAAGUCGAAGUUAUAAACGGAGAAUUGUUGUGUCCAGAAUCCGGUAGAAAAUUUCCCAUUAACGAUGGCAUUCCAAAUAUGCUUUUAAACGAAGAUGAAGUUUAAGUAACAGAAACCGAAUAUUCCAAGAAUAUUAUUGUCACCUUUUAUUAUUAUAGUUGUUAAAUAAUUCAUACAUACAUAUCUAUAUUAUAUAUACUUCUCUAUUAAUUUAACGUU
This is a messenger RNA of Linepithema humile (Argentine ant), 610 nucleotides long. RefSeq names its product tRNA methyltransferase subunit 11-2 (gene Trmt112). The record is from RefSeq and is a predicted model, not a curated record. Gene Ontology annotation, biological process: peptidyl-glutamine methylation; rRNA (guanine-N7)-methylation; tRNA methylation. NCBI's taxonomy places the organism in Eukaryota, Metazoa, Arthropoda, Insecta, Hymenoptera, Formicidae. Gene Ontology annotation, molecular function: protein heterodimerization activity.